ACCUCUGUUCGACGAGAAUUUUCCGCAUGAAUUGUACCAUGAAGGUUUAUUCUUACCAGCAUCUGACAAUUUGACCAUCUGUCUCCGUAUCAGUGUUUGGAAUUUGCACUUUAAAGAAUGCCAAAAGACAACAAGUCACCCUGCUCUCUGCCUUCCUCUGAGCUCCUACUCACCCCCCUGCCCUAGUACUCACUCCCAGGACAAGACUCUGUAUAGGAGACGUGGCCGUGAAGGAGGACCCUGCGUGGGGUGAAAGCAGUGCAGGCGAACCUGCCUUGACCAGCAGACUGAUGCAAACCAUGAGCUCUAGCUAGCACUACAGAUGCUGACCAUGGCGCCUCGGAAGCGGAACCGUCAUGUUUUGGGAUUCCUUUGCUGCUUCCGGAGUAGCGAGCAUCCAGAGAUCACCUUCAAGGACAGCAGCGUGCCUCUGCAGCUGCUGGAGUUCUCCCUGCCCAUGCCACCCACCGACGAACUCAACGCCAGGUUUGCAGAGCUUGUGGAUGAAUUGGAUCUCACUGACAAGAAUCGAGAUGCUAUGUUUGCUUUGCCAACGGAGAAGAAAUGGCAGAUUUACUGCAGCAAGAAGAAGGAACAGGACGACCCUAACAAACAGGCUACCAGCUGGCCCGAUUACUACAUUGACCGUAUCAACUCCAUGGCUGCAAUGCAGACAGUUUUCAUAUUUGACGAAGAGGAGAUGGAAAUGAGGAACACAAUUGUCGAGGGCCUUAAGACAGCCUUGAGGACACAGCCAAUGAGGUUCGUGAUGAGAUUCAUCGAACUGGAUGGGCUUACGUGCCUGUUAAACUUCCUGCGGAGCAUGGACUACGACACGUCAGAGAGCCGCAUUCACACAUCCGUUAUAGGGUGCAUCAAGGCUCUAAUGAACAACUCCCAGGGUCGGGCCCAUGUGCUGGCUCACCCAGAGAGCAUCAACAUAAUCUCCCACAGUCUCAGGACAGAAAACAUCAAGACCAAGAUAGCAGUGCUGGAGAUUCUGGGAGCGGUUUGCCUGGUACCAGGAGGACACAAGAAAGUACUGCAAGCAAUGUUGCACUACCAGAUUUAUGCUGCAGAGAGGACUCGCUUUCAGACAUUACUAAACGAGUUGGACAGAAGCACUGGAAGGUACAGAGAUGAGGUGCACCUCAAAACUGCAAUCAUGUCCUUCAUCAAUGCUGUGCUGAAUGCUGGUGCGGGGGAGGACAACCUGGAGUUUCGGCUACAUCUGCGAUAUGAAUUCCUCAUGUUGGGAAUUCAGCCAGUGAUUGACAAGCUGCGAAGCCAUGACAAUGCAACACUAGACAGGCACUUAGACUUUUUUGAGAUGGUGCGAAAUGAGGAUGAGAGCGAACUCGCAAAGCGACUGGACAUGGUGCACAUUGACACCAGGAGCACCAGUCAGAUGUUUGAUGUGAUUCGAAAGAAGCUGAGUCACACAGAUGCCUACCCUCAUUUGGUUUCUGUACUUCAGCAUUGUCUUCAAAUGCCCUGGAAGAGGAACGGAACCAAUUGCCAGCACUGGCAGCUCCUCGACAGGAUACUACAACAGAUAGUGCUGCAGGACGAGAAGGGGGAAGAUCCUGAUGUAGCACCGCUGGAGAACUUCAAUGUGAAGAACAUCAUUCGGAUGUUGGUGAACGAGAAUGAAGUGAAACAGUGGAAAGAUCAAGCGGAGAAGUUCAGGAAAGAUCACAUAGAACUAUUAGCCAGAUUGGAAAAGAAGGAGAGGGAGUGUGAGACCAAAACCCAGGAGAAGGACGAAAUGAUGAAGACCCUCAAUAAGAUGAAAGACAAGCUACAGAAAGAGUCAAUGGAGUUGCGACAGGCGAGGGAUCAAGUGAUGGAACUCAGUGCACGUCUGAAUGACCUUGCUGACUCGAAUGGAGUUUGCCUUUCCUUUCCUCUUCCCCCUCCACCGCCAGGGGGGCCCUUCCCCCCGCCCCCUCCCCCAAUGCUGGGCGAGCUGCCGCCGCCGCCGCCCCCUCUGCUCCUUUAUGAUUUCCCGCCACCGCCUCCCCCUCCGCUGCCUCCCGGAGGGCCACCUCCCCCGCCCGGUGCCCCUCCCUUCUUUAACUGUGGCAUGCCACCCCCGCCUUGCUCCCUCACCAUUGGAAGCAUGAGGAAGAAGGCCAUUCCACAGCCGUCUCACCCACUGAAGUCCUUCAACUGGCACAAGCUGGCAGAGAACAGAAUCGGGGGCUCAGUGUGGGCUGAGAUCGAUGACCUCCGAGCCUUCAGCAUCUUGGACCUGGAAGAUUUUGAGAAGAUGUUCUCAGCUUACCAGAGGCAGCAGGACCUGCUCACUAAAACUAACCUGCCUAAACAGAAAGAGCUUGGCUCAAACGAGGACCUCUGCCUCACCAUGAGGAAGGUGAAGGAGCUGUCAGUGAUUGAUGGACGGAGGGCGCAGAACUGUGUCAUCCUGUUGUCGAAGUUGAAGCUGUCCAAUGAGGAAAUCAAGAGAGCAAUCUUGCAAAUGGACGAACAGGAGGACUUGCCCAAGGACAUGCUGGAACAACUCCUCAAGUUCAUCCCUGAGAAGAGCGAUAUUGACCUGCUGGAGGAACAUCGACACGAGAUCGAGCGCAUGGCAAGGGCUGACCGCUUCCUCUACGAGAUGAGCAGAAUUGACCAUUACCAGCAGCGCCUGCAGGCUUUAUUCUUCAAGAAGAAGUUCGCGGAACGACUCGCAGAGGCAAAGCCAAAGAUCGAAGGAAUUCUUCUGGCUUCCAAAGAGCUGUGUCAAAGCAAGAGGCUGAAGCAGCUGCUGGAGGUGGUGCUUGCCUUCGGGAACUACAUGAACAAGGGCCAGAGGGGAAACGCUUUCGGCUUCAGGAUUUCCAGCCUCAACAAGAUCGGAGACACCAAGUCAAGCAUUGACAGGAGCAUCACACUGUUACAUUAUCUGAUCAUGAUAUUUGAAAAGAGCUACCCAGAGAUCCUCAACAUCCAUUUAGAUUUACUCCAUGUACCAGAGGCAGCCAAAGUCAAUCUGGCAGAACUGGACAAAGAGAUAAACAAUCUAAAGAAUGGAUUGAAGGCUUUGGAAUCUGAGCUGGACUACCAGAAAAGCCGCAUACGGAGCCCUGAGGACAAGUUUAUUCCAGUCAUGAGCGACUUCAUUACUGUUGCCAGCUUCAGCUUUUCUGAGAUGGAGGACCUUUUGGCUGAGGCGAAAGACAAGUACUCCAAGAUGCUGAAACACUUCAGCGAGGAAGAUGGAAAGGUGCAGCCAGACGAAUUCUUUGGCAUUUUUGACACAUUCCUGCAAUCGUUUGCUGAGGCUAAACAGGACCUGGAGAACAUGAGGCGGAAGAAGGAGGAAGAGGAGCGCAGGGCUCGCAUGGAAGCCAUGCUGAAGGAGCAGCGGGAGAAGGAGCGCCGGCUGAAGAAGUCACGGGAAGGCAGUGUGUCGGAGGAGGUGGGCGAGUUCGACGACCUGGUGCUGGCCCUGCGCUCGGGCGAGGUCUUUGACAAGGACCUGUCGAAGCUGAAGCGGAACCGCAAGCGCUCAGGCAGCCAAAUGCUGGAGAGCAGCCGGGAACGGGCAGUCAGCAAGCUGAAUUACUGAGCAGUGGGGGACUGCUGUUGGUGCUCGAGAGGGAUUCCCUGGACCAGGAGGGAGCUUCUCCCCCUUUCGCCUCUCCAAAACCCCCAGCAACCCAGAUUUAUACACACACACAACAUACAGCCCUACUUGUGUCCUUCCUCCCCACCCUCUUUGCCCCUCCCAUUCCACUGGAGAUAGAAGAAUUGACAGCAGGCUUAAGGUAUCACCGCCUCCCCCUGCAUGCGCCUCUCUCGCCAACGGCGGGAGCCCGGAUUCUGGGAACGAUGGACGGAGCAGCACUGGAAUCUAGAGGAACACUAAGAUGGUGUUGUUAUUGAUUUUGACAUCACUUUGUCUGCCAAAGUAUUGAUUCAUGUCAGUGCUGGUACCGAAAGACCUGCCCUCUGGUACUCAACAGCCCCUUGUACUUUUGGAGGGGGAUGGGGAGGCACCGUAGCGAAGUCUAACCUUUUUCACAAUGUGCAUCACUUUAGGGGUCUUGACGUAUUUAAUUCAUUGGAUGUGGAGGUGCGGAGGGACAAGCAGAAUUGCUCGGCUGGAGUUAAUCGGCCAUCUGCACAGACAGAACUAUAGAACUGCAGAUGCUGGAAAUCUGAAAUAAAACUGGGAAGCCUCAGCAGGUCAGGCAGCACCCAUGGAAAAAGAGACCUAAGAGGCUGUGGAUGCUGGAAUCUGGAGGGAAAAUCAAGAGGCUAAAAGAACUCAGCAUAUCAGGCAGCGUCUAUGGAAGGACAACUACUGUUCCUUUCCCCCCAUAGAUGCAGACUGACCUGCUGAGUUCCUCCGACUUCUUGAUUAUCGAUCUGCAAAAAAAGACUAUCAACUAACAAAGGGCUGCAGACCCAAAACAAUGGCUGUUCCUCUUUCCGUAGAUGCUGCCUGGCCUGUUGAACUUUUCCACCACUUUCUGUUUAUUUUAUUGCGCAGCGGGCUGUCUGUUUACAUCUCUGUCAGUAGGGGUGAGUUGAGCAUCACGGCCAGUGGUGCUAAAGCAAGACGGGAUAACAGCCUUGGCUGCCUGGCCUAAAUCUAUCACCAUCACCAAGGUGGUAAGGUCCAGCCGCCCACAGAGUUUGCUAAAGAAGAAAAUAAAUACAUGAGGCCUCCUGGGUGACUAUCCAGAGCAGGAUUCAAGAAAGAACUGUCUGCAUCUCAGGCAGCAGAUUCCCAGUGCUUUGGAGGUCCGUGAAAACAUAUAAUGCAAAAAAAAAACAGUAUUAAAUACAGCCAGUGGGUUUAAUCCACCGGUAUACACACAUUACCACAAAUAGAUAGCCACAGUUACUGGGCCUAUAUUGUGCAAUAAUUUUUUAAGCUUUAUAUGUACAUAUAUAUAUAUAUGAUGUCAAAGUUUAACUUUGUAAGGAGAAAGCUAGUUCUUUUGAAGUGUAGACUUGUCGCAUGAAGUGCGACUAAAAUGUGCAUGUUCAGGUCUUUUAGGUUUUUGUUUCAUCGCCUUGACUCCCCUCCACCCUCCUGCUUUCCUCCCACCAACUCCAUCGCCACCACGUUCGUGUUCUUCAAGCCAGGGAGAAGGCACUUGUGUCAUUGGAAAGGGGCCAGAGACUCACGUUCCCCUCUGUAGCACAAAUCUCAGAGAGAGAGGAAAAGCUAUGAAAUGGCAAGUGGCCUGCCACAUUUGGCCAGUGUAGUGCUGCCUUCACACAAGUACACAAGGAAAUAAAAUCAAGAGUAGGCCACUGAGCCCUUCAGCUCUGCCUCGCCAUUUGAUAUGAUCAUGGCUGGCCUACACUGGCCUCAGCUCCUUCAAGUAUUUAUAUAUCUCCGCCUUAAACCUAGCUAACCAUCCAGCCCUCCGCACGCUCGGGCAGAGAAUUCCAGAGAUUUACCACCUUUUGAGCACCUCAGUGUUAAAUGAGCAGCCCCUUAUUUAUUUCCUUGUUCACGACUCGUACUUAUAAAAACACCUUAGCAUCCAGCAUGUCAAGCUUGCUUAGGAUCACACAGAAAGAUGGAGGAGCAAGUCCCUGGUGCCAGCCAGAAGAGGAAGACUGGUACUAGAUUGGUUUAGUGCCCUGCAUUGGACUCAGCUGCCAGAUCCUUGACCCCCAGUGAGAAACCGGAGCUGCAGCAGCUAUCUGUGAAGUUUUUGAUCAUCCCCUAAGCAAGGGCCCUGAGAGGCUUACCCUAAAUACAGGUAAUGAACCCUCACCCCUCUCUAAGCUGAUUGGUUAACCUGACAGAACCCAACAUUGAGGCCUACAGGUCAGGCUUGGUUCAAGUCUCACCCUGGUCUGUGGUAGAAUUGUGAAGUGUUCAUAUGGGGAACUGACAGUAAAUUCCAUGCACCAUUCCCUCUGUCCACCAGGAAACAUAAAUUGGAGCUCUUGAUUCACAUCCUAGCCCUCAAUCACUCCCCCUAUCACAGAGCUCUCAGUAUGGUGAUGUUGGGUAACAAUCAAUGCUUGGAGGAACUCACAGGUCGAGCAGUAUCUGUGGGAGGAACAAAGCUGUUGGUGUUUCAGAUUGAAAGCCUGCAUCAAGAUGCUGCUGGACCUGCUGAGAUCCUGCAGCAGAUUGUUAGUCCAGAUUCCAGUGUCUGCAGGUUCCUGUAUCUCCCUGUUGAUACAAGAUGGCAUCUUUGCACAGGUGAAUGGGCUCUCAAUGGCUUUUGCAUGAAAGCAAAUAAUUGGAGUACCAAGUAUAAUUCAUAUAAAGAUAUCUUAAUGACCAUUCUGAAAAUGCAGACAUGUUUGGCAUUGCCAGCAUUUAUUGCCCAUCCCUAAUUGCCCUCCUGAGCUGUGGAGACAGUCAAGAGUCAAUUAUAGGGUCUGGAGUCACAUAUGGGCCAGGCUGGAUAAGGACCAGCAAAUUUCCUUUGCCAAAGGGCAUAAGAUUCAAAGAAAAUCUCUUAGUUUCAUGGCAACUAUUGCAAGUACUAGUUGUUUUUGAAUUCCACAUUUGUUUAAUUAACUAUAUUUAAAUUCCCUGGUGGACAGAGUGGGAUUUGAACUCAUAUCAAUAAUUCAAGCCAAGCAGUUUAACUACUAAGCAAGCAAAGCUGGAAGAAGCAUAGAGUCAUAGACCAGAGACAAAUGUCCUUCAGUCCACUAAGUCCAUGCCAACUAUCAAGCACCUAUCCGCACUCAAGCAACACACAAAACACUGGAAGAGCUCAGCAGAUCAGGCAUCAUCUGUAGAAGGAAAUGAACAGUCAAUGUCUUUGGUUAUAUUGGUUACAUGGAGCAGCCCCAUAUUCCGAAUUUACCACAGCACCACUCCCUGACUUUUUCUCCAUUUCUUGCACCCAUGUAGAGCUCGUCAAUUCUAACAAAUUUGCUGCAGAUAAAGGGUCUGAAGUUGAAACAUUAACUAUCUAUUUCCCCCCACAGAUGCUGCCUGAACUCCGGCACUUUUAUGUAUUGCUCUAGUUCCCAGCAUCCACAGUCCGUUUUGCCUCUUGUGUCCAUCUACACCCAUCCUAUUUACCAGGACAUGGUCCAUUGCCUUCUGGUCCUUGGAUGCUGCUAAUUCUUUGGUGGCGCAGCACUCUGCUGAAGAACAAGUCAGGGGUGGACAACAGACACUGCCCUUGCCCAUCCCGUCAGCAGGAAAACAAAUCCCAGGCAUCACGCGCAGUGAAAUAUGCAAGGGGAAGAUUAACGCUAUCCUUGAGUAAGAAGUACUGAGCCAAAUAGAACAGGGCCAAACAUAGCAGAAAGUACAUAGAGACCAAGGAAUGGUAACAGUGAGAGGUCAUACAGACGCCAGGCAUGUCACAGAAAACAUUGGUUAUCCUGGGGUACCAUUAGGGAGCAGUGCGAUUAUAAAUGCUCGUAGGCAUUCCUCCAAGAUCCUACAGAAAGGAGAUUAUUUCUGCAGAUGUGCUAACCAGAGACUCCUAUGUAUAUUUUGAAAGCUGCAAAGGACAUUGAAUACUCCCUGAAUUGAACUCCAGGGAGAGGGAAAGGUGGCUGGAACUGAAGACAAAUUCACCGAUGCUAGAUUACCCCUCAUUUGUUGGCUGAGUAAUCUUUCAAACUUCCUCACUUUGAAAAGAGCCGAUUUAUGGAGAGGGAAGUAAAGUGGCUCCUUAGUGAAAAUCUGGGUUCACAAUCCAAAGAACUAUGUGUGGAAUAAGAUUAGUUAUCUGGAAUUUACAAAAUAAAAUACUCAUUUUACCACUAAAUCAACAGAUUUUUGUAAAAUUCGUCUCUGCUUCACUAAUGUCUUUUGAGGGGAGGAAUCUGCCGUUCUUAGACGUACUGGCCUAUGUUUUUUUUUAAUUAGUUGAGAUACAGCAUGCAAUAGGUCCUUCCCGUCCUUUGAGCUUUGCCUCUCAGCAAUCCCCCAAUUUAAUCACAGGACAACGUACAAUGAUCUACCAACCUACCAGUAGGUGUUUGGAUUGUGGGAGGGAACAGGAGCCCCCCAGGGAAAACUCAGGCAGUCACGGGGAGAAUGUACAUACUCCUUACAGGGAGCAGUGGGAAUUGAACCCCGAGGGGUGGGGGUCGCUGGUACUAUAAAGCGUUUGUGCACUAUCGUGCCGCCCCAGUGACUCCAGACUGCUUUAUUAUUAUUAAGUUCUAGUUUAUUACUGUCACAGGCAUACAUACAAAUGUUAUCCGUUAUAAAUGUUAUAGAAAGUAAUUAUUUGUAGCAGCAGCUCAGUGCAUAAUAGGACAACAACAAAAGUAAGUUAACGUAAAGCUAAAUUAUUACCAUAUGUACUGAGAUAUAAAGUGAAAUGCUUUUGUUUGAGAGCCAUCAAGACGAAUUAUGCCAUACAUAAUUAUAUCGAAGAGGUACAAAAAAUAACAGUCUGCAGAUUAUAGUGUUACAGUUACAGAGAGGGUGCAGUGCAAGUGGACAACUAAAAUGCAAGGGCCAUGACGAGGUAGGAUGGGCAAUCAAGAGUUUGUCUUUUAGCAUAUGAGUCAGAAAACAGGGAAUUGAAGCUGUCCUGAAGUUAAUGUGACUGACUGAGGAGCCAAAGGCAAUGGAGAGAGAUGGAUAAUAUGGGCUGGCUUUGCCAGCGAAGCCCUAGAAAAUUAACCAAUGAAACAAUCAUAUCAGACAUUUCGCCUUAAGUGAUGAAUUUACCUCAUUACAGAGCCUUAAGAGCAAGAGAAGGCCAUCUUGCACUUUGAGCUUUGAAUGUACACAACAACUGAGCUCCAAGAGUAAAGAAUUCCAAAGAUUUACCACCUUCUGAGUGAAGUAAUUUAUCACAGUCCUAAAUGGCCUUCCCUAUACUCAGAAGUUCGACUCUCAACUAGGGAGACAUCCUCCCUGCACUUGGUGCAUGAAGCAUUCGAGCAUUUUGCUCUCCUUCAAAGUGAUCUCUCAUUUUUCUGAACCCCUGUCAAACAUGGGUUAUUAGUAACCGUCUGCUAUCCAUUUCUAGCACAGGUAUUAGGCAGAGAGAUCAAGGUGGGGGAGUGGUGAUUGCCAGUGAAAGACCAAGGCUUGAUUAGAGUAUGUGGUAUCAAGGCCGGGAAAGUUGGGAAGUCGAUUAUGUGGAGGAAAAACUGUGCUAAAAGCAGGUUGCAGGCAUUUGAUCAAAAGCACAUUUCAAGUAUUAUUGGUGAAAUGUCAAGCCAAGCCAUGUUAACAGGAUUAGAAGUUAGUAUUAGUAGUGAUGACCACAAAACCAACAAACUACUUAAUAACCUGACUAGUUGUGGAGAGCAAACCUACUAUUUUGACCCACUCUGUGCUGAAUAUCUACAGACCCAUUGACAUGCUUAGUAUUUAACAACCCUCUGCAAUGGCUUGGCAAGGUAUUCAAAUGAGGUUCCAACAAAACCUGUCAAAGCCUCACCACUGACAUCCUCGUCUCGCAUACAAUUUCAUAGCUCAGUUGGCCACUGUAAGUUUCCCCUAGUGGGUGGGUAAGUGAGAGAAUGUUGGGAGGGGGGGAGAUUAUCAGAAUGUUGGGAGAACAUAAGAAGAGCUUAGUGUAGGAUUAGUGUAAAUGAUGAUCGGCACAGACACGGUGGGUGAAAGGGACUGUUUCCAAGCUUUAUGUUCCUGUGUCUCAAAGUGUUAAAAUAUCCCAUAUCUUUGCAAGAGUAACAAAGAGUGAGUAUUAAAUGCCACACUCUCCAGCAAUGCCACCAUCCUGAGAGCAUACAACUUCUCAGCUGUAAAUCAGCAAAGGUGAGAAGACACUCUUUGGUUUUAUCACCAGUUGUUUCUCGAAAGGGCAAAUGGUGUAUGUGAGUGGUCACCCCAUCCUUAUCGUCAAUUUCAUUUGCUGAUUGUCAGCAGAACAUUGAGCUUUGUAGUUGUCUGUUUUGUGCCUAGUUCCUUUCUCAGUGGAACCAUGAGACUGUGGAGGUAUGUACUUGGUGUGCAUUCAGUACAGGGUUUAGGAUCAGGUACCUACUCCUGAUUAUCCUUUUACGCAAGAGAAAAAUCAGGGAUGAAGUGGGGCGGGUUGAAUCAGCCAGCACAAAGUGACUUUCCGCACUGGAACAGAGACAUAGCACGUUGGAAUAUUUUUAUUUAUUCACAUUUUUUGCAGCCUGAGCAAGGUCAGCAUUUAUUGCUGAACCAUAAUUGCCCUUGAGAAAGUGGUGGUGACCUUCACUGCAGUCUUUCUGGUGAAAAUGUGUUAUGAGAGAGUCCCAGGAUUGAGAUUCUGAUAGUGUAAAACAAAAAAAGUAUUUCCAAUUGGGAUUGGCAAGUGACUCAGAGGGUGGUGAUCUUCCUCUGUCUCCUGUCUUCCUUGGUGAUAGAAUUUCCUGCUCCAUCUUACCACCCUCCAACCAACCAUUGCUACCUGCCAAUCCUCUCCAACCUCAGUGCAGCUCCUGAGCCAUGGGUAGGGUGGGGGGAGAGGGGGAGCCUCAGUUCCCCAAAGCUCCAUCAUUCAGUUAAUGCUUCUGAUUUCUAGGGCUGAAAAUUGGCACUGUUGAGCUUUUCAAGGAUGCCUAACAUCCCUCUGAGGAAUAGGAUUUGCAUAUCUAUACCACCUUGGAGAUAUCCCAGUGGGUUUUGUGGCCAACUCAAGUGGAGUCAUGGCUGUGUUGCAAGGAAGUUGAUGGACAUCUGUGUGAAUUGUCUUUACCAGAGUACACACCACAAAUGUAAAGUAUCUUCACCAUCUCCCACUCUCCGGCCUACUGGAAGAAGCCUACUGGGGUAUCAUCAGAGAAUGAUCACUGCUGGGGGAUGAUCAGAGGAUGUGAGGCCUCUUUUCUCCUCAUUCUUCCUCUCAUCUCCAGUCCUCACCCCUGUUGCAACCUUUCUGGUUCACAAAGAGGAACAGUUUGCGGGUGCACAAGGCAGUGUGGUGGAGUUCUUGCAUUGCAUCUGCAAUGAUGCCUUCAAUAUUCCUACUUUUCUACAAACAUUACCGAAAAUAACUGAUAAGACUUAUUUUUUAAAGAAAAAAAAGAUUGUAUUUAAGAGUACAUCUUUCUUGUUUUGUUAAAUAUUGUCUAUUGACAUAAAUAUUUUGAGCUGUGUAUGUAACACAACGGGUAUUCCCAGUAAUAACUAUUAAAUAGAAAUGGUAACUAUAUCUUUAUACCUUUAGGUAAAUUCAAUUACUAGAAAUGCCACAGAUGUAUUAAACAUGCUGUACAGUACUAAAAGCUGGCCUCUGUGUAAUAUUUUGUGCUUUUUUAAAAAAAAUAAAGAUAAAUAAAUAUUUCUUC
Molecule: messenger RNA, 11208 nt
Organism: Mobula hypostoma (lesser devil ray)
Lineage: Eukaryota; Metazoa; Chordata; Chondrichthyes; Myliobatiformes; Myliobatidae
Gene: daam2
Product: dishevelled associated activator of morphogenesis 2
Exons: 26
Coding region: 323-3577 (1084 amino acids)
Biological process (GO): actin cytoskeleton organization; positive regulation of canonical Wnt signaling pathway; negative regulation of oligodendrocyte differentiation
Molecular function (GO): actin binding; small GTPase binding
Source: RefSeq, a predicted model, not a curated record